AUGGAGUCAACUGUAAAUACCAACUUCUUCUCGUCCUUUCUCACGUCGGCGCUCAUGAUAACGGCCUCUGAGAUUGGCGAUAAGACCUUCUUCAUAACGGCCAUCAUGGCGGUGAAGAAUUCCCGCCUGACGGUUUUUCUCGGCUCCAUGGCCGGCUUAACGCUCAACAAUGUCAUCUCCAUCUUUCUCGGCGUCCUCACCGCCAAACUGAACGCCACCCUGAUGCAUCACAUCUCCGUGGCGCUCUUCCUGAUCUUCGGCGUGAAGAUGGUCUACGAGGGCUUCAAAAUGGCCGACGGUGGCGGUCUGGAGGAGUACAACGAGGCGGAGAAAACGGUCAACGAAAAUGAGGACGUCGGAGAGGCAAAGCCAACUCUGCUGACGAGUCUCUUUGGGAAGCAGGCACUUGUCUUUGUGCAGGUCUUCUCGCUGAUCUUCUUUGCCGAGUGGGGCGACAAGUCACAGCUGAGCACUAUUCUGUUGGCUGCCAGAGAGGGAGUUUGGGCCGUCGGAUUGGGCGCAUUUGUAGGCUAUUUUAUCUGCAAUGCUGUUGCCGUUAUCGGGUCAAGGGCUAUCGUUCAGAUAAUCUCUGUCAAGAAAA
Messenger RNA from Rhagoletis zephyria (snowberry fruit fly), 601 nucleotides. The record is from RefSeq and is a predicted model, not a curated record. NCBI's taxonomy places the organism in Eukaryota, Metazoa, Arthropoda, Insecta, Diptera, Tephritidae.